This is a messenger RNA of Daktulosphaira vitifoliae (grape phylloxera), 1376 nucleotides long. RefSeq lists its product as uncharacterized. The coding region runs from base 323 to 1198 and encodes 291 amino acids. Lineage: Eukaryota; Metazoa; Arthropoda; Insecta; Hemiptera; Phylloxeridae. The record is from RefSeq and is a predicted model, not a curated record. The transcript is spliced from 2 exons.
UUUUAAUUGAAAAGUUGUGUAUUUUUCAUAACUAGAAAUUAUUAUGCUGACAAAAUUUACAAAUUUCAAAUAUAUAAAUUUUGAUAUUUUUUUUCUAGCACUGCCAUUAUUUUUUCAAAAAUGAACAUAUAAAAUGGUCAAUUUUUUCAACUUAACUUUUGAAAAUGUUCCGGAAAUACUGCGUCCUUUAAAAAUAAUGACGUCAAACAGAGUAAUUGUAUAAAAAAGAUUGCAUGCAAUAACAAUUUUGUAAAAAAAGUUAUAUAAAUUACUUGAUAUUUUCUAUUAUUUUAUCAAAGUUUCGUCUAAUAACAAUAUAAUAAUGAAAAUGCUCACUAGUAUUUUAUUAUUUACAGUUUUAAUGUGUGAAUCUCAACUUACAUCAUGCGAUCAUUCUAAAGUUAACAAUAUACUAAAUUCAUUCAUUAAAAAAUGUUUUGCGUAUAAAAGUUUAAAAUAUUUUCAAUUAAGUAAAUUUACAGUUCUCAAAGAUUACAAGGCACUCGUUAAUACUCCGUCAGAAACGUUUGUUAAUUAUGUUAAUGAUAAAUUAUUUACAGUGACAAAAGUAUUAAGUUGUGAUUAUGUCUUAUACUUGUUGUAUAAUGCAAACAUCCUUGUUUCUUAUUUCGAAAUUUGUAUAAAAAUAAAUGAGGAACAAAAUAAAGAGGCUGCAAUAAAAUGUUUUGAUAGUCUGAAGACAUGUAAUACUAAAGUAAAUAAGGUAAUUACUUACUUUAUAAGUGCGUUGGAUUAUUUAACUAACCUGACGAAUAAUGACUUGAAAACAUUUAUAAAUGAUUAUACAGCCACAUUGAAAAUGUUUGAGAUUUUUGAACUAUUUACAAUCAACUUAAAUGCAGAUAAUCUUUCUUUGAUUUCUGAGAAUGUCAUACUAAAUGAAGAAAAUAUUGAAAAAUUAGAUACAACCGUUAAAGACAAUCAAACCAUAUAUAAUAAUUUUGCUAAUAAAUACUGUGAUAAUAUUUUAGAUGGAUUACCUGAUUAUGAAUUACAUAAAUUAAAAUCAUCAUUUGAGUAUAUAUAUGGUCAACAUUUUUUUAGUAAAUGUAAUAACGAUCCUGCUCUUAUGCAUACAAAAUAUAUGGAAUUCCUUAAGGAAAUUAUUGCUAAAUAUUAUAGCAAACUUGGAUUUAAAUACGAUACAGAUACUAAUAAAACUCUUUAUAAUAAUUAAUAUCAUAUUGUAUUCCAAAUUUUAAAGAUAAAGCAAAUAUAUUUCAAUAAAUGUAUUUUGAGAAAAUAAAAUGAUUGGAAAUAUUAAUUUUGAUUUAAAUAUUGUUUAUAUUUUAAAAGAAAGAUAAACUUAUACAUUAAAAGAUAAGGUGACGUUUAUUUUUAUUAAAAAUUAUUAU